Molecule: messenger RNA, 2500 nt
Organism: Pocillopora damicornis (cauliflower coral)
Lineage: Eukaryota; Metazoa; Cnidaria; Anthozoa; Scleractinia; Pocilloporidae
Product: solute carrier family 52, riboflavin transporter, member 3-B
Biological process (GO): riboflavin transport
Cellular component (GO): plasma membrane
Molecular function (GO): riboflavin transmembrane transporter activity
Source: RefSeq, a predicted model, not a curated record
AUGGAAGGAAGCAGGAAGGAAGCAUUCCUUGAUAUCUCCAUUAUAACAUACGUAUUGGUUGUCAUUUUUGGCACAGCUUCAUGGAUUGCCAUCAACGGGCUCUGGGUCGAAUUACCUAUCAUUGUCCAAGAAAUUCCUGAAAGCUGGUCUCUUCCAUCCUACCUGACAGUGAUAAUCCAACUGGCAAACAUAGCUCCGUUAGCUUUUACACUUGGGAACAAGUUUUAUCCUCGCAUGGUCCACGAGAUUCCCGUCAUAUACAUCAGCCUGUUUAUUGGCACGGUUUCCUGUGUUCUGUUGGUAUUUUUUUGGAAAGAAACGUCCUUCAUCGCCGGAGCUGAAAGAAGCACAGCGUUGUUAGUCCUCUGUUUCUUCCUUUCUGUAGUUGAUUGUACAUCGUCUGUGACGUUCCUACCAUACAUGGCAAUCUUUCGAGAAGUCUACAUGAGCCCAUAUUUCCUUGGGGAAGGUUUAAGUGGUCUGAUACCCAGUCUGGUGGCAUUGGGGCAGGGUGUGGGCGGGGGGUCUCAUACCCCUUGCCCCAGUGAGAGCCCCACACAGGCUCCCGUGAACACCACAAAUGGAACCUCCAACAUCACCGACUCUAGCAGCUGGGGACCCGGCCCAAAAUUUCCCGCUGAAGGAUUUUUCUGGUUCCUGGCUGGGAUGAUGUUGGCAUCUGGGUUGGCCUUUUUGGGAUUGAAUUAUCUCUCUGUGGCGAAACGACAGCAAGUGAAGACGAUUUACGAAGUUUCUCCCGACGGAGGCCAGCGUUCCACCUUAGAGCUUGUCUCUUAUGAGCAGGGCAGCUCACCAGGCUCAAAUCCACUAUCUAAUCAAGGUUCCAUUGAUCCUGACAAGACGACCACGAAAGAUUCCAUAUUCCUUAUGGCUAUCUUAGCUGUUGUCAGUGGCCUGAGUAAUGGUGUGAUACCAGCUAUUCAGUCAUAUGCCUGUAUUCCUUACAGCUACUACAUCUAUCAUUUGACUCUCACCCUGUCCAACAUUGCCAAUCCAGUCACCUGUUUUGUGUUUCCAUUCAUCCGCACUACUUCAACACUGAUCAUAGCAGUGCUGAGUUGUGUCUACUUUGGAAUGUGUACCUACAUUCUCAUCGUUGCAUCACAAAGUCCAAAUGUGCUGUUGCGCUGUAACGAUUCUGGCGCUGUUUUGAUUGUCUUCAUCAGUGUCAGUGCAGUUUCUGUGGUAACUUACAUCAAAGUUGCUAUUGGAGGAAUAAUGCGAGAGAAAGGACGCAGGCAUUUGUUGUGGUAUGGCGUAAGUGAACAGAUUGGUUCAUGUGUGGGAGCAUUAGCCAUGUUUGCUCCCGUAAACAUCUACCAUUACUUUAAACAAGAGUGAAAGUAUUCCCGUAAAAACACUGUAUAGCUUUGAACGUGAAGAGAGCUUUGUCUUGUGCUUCAGGUCUCCAGAGAUUUAAAGGACAAUUUUAUGCAUAGAUGUUACCGCAUGUUUUUUAACCAGCAUGGCAUACAGCAUCGAAAGGUCACAAAUUAGAUUCUCGCCGCUAUUUAGGAAGAGAAUUCGUUUCGUUGUUUAGAAACUCUGCAAAGGCAACGUGAGAGAAGUUUUCUUUUUCUUUUUCCUUUUUCUUUUUUUUUUUAAAUUUCAUUAAAGGAAUAAGAAUGGUCACUUCCUCUCAGGCUGGUAGAAGUCAAGUUGGGGUUUCAAAUCAGGUUUCUUUAUCAACUGGUGAGAACGAGUCGGUGAAGACUCUUAAGGCUGUGACGUAAAGUCAUUGAAGCUCUUUGCUCCUUACCAAAGGAUUUACGGUUCAGACUCUCCGUUGGUUAGGUGAAUCGAAGUUCUAUAGAUAGGUUAAAAAUCUUACGUGAAAGCUUCUAAGAAGAAAAAACUUAAACUGGCGAGUUUUAUUUCAAGGGAAGCUAUUGUUAAGUCUUACAGACUUUUCAAUUUUUUUUAGACUUUUUAGAUUAUUGGACUACUCAGCUUAAGUGCACUCUUUAAUAGGAUAGCUUUUUUGCUUUAAGUGCAGCCGGAGUAUUCUGAGAUCCUCUAAAAUUGGUAAGACAGCUUGGAUUUCAAAGCAAAUAAUAAUGUGUGAUUAUAAGCAAUUAUUCACUCAUAUAUUACAGAAAGAAAUGAAUCUAACCAUCCGGCCAAUCAACAAAUUCAAAGUAGAUAAAAAAGGUUUUAGGAAGACUCAGUGCAAUACAAUUCAUUUGUAACCUGGGAGACUACAUUCUUUUGAGCGAUAAUGUCUAUGUACAAACGCUCGCCACCAUCUUAAUCCAGCAACGAACAAGUGAAGAGCUCUUGGAUUUGGAAAUAUUUUCUGACUCGUGCUGUAUUGGAUGACGUGAGCACGGGUAUCCAGACUUCUCUCUUUCAAGUCCCCAGAGAAGUUAAUAAUACCUUUAUCUGAAAUAGUAUUCUUUGCUGUGAAUACAUUGUUUCAAUUAUAAGUGUGCCUGCAUUAGCUGUAGAACCGAUCUUGUUUCUAUUAAAAUUCAGAGCU